AUGGACGCGCAAACGUUUGAACGCCACACGCAGCAGUAUGCAGUGCACAAGUAUAAUCGCACUAGCAGUACAACUAACUUCUUGUAUGGCAACAAAAUUUUUUGCCAAAAUUGCGCAAAUUAUGCAGCUCGUGCUUAUUUCGCAACAAGAAAGAAAACGAAAAAAUAAAAACGGGAAUACAUCAUUCGUCGCUCGUAGUACCGGUGAUAACAGUAACACAAGUACGACUGCGAUACUAUUGCACGGGAUACCUUCAAGGCAGACGCCAAAACGGCGAUCCGCAUUGGCAUGCUGCGGAAAAUGAAAAGGGUGAACUUUGGCCUUUUCGAAAACAACAAUCAAGAAUGGCAGGAACUGGAGGAUAUGCUGAAGAAAAAAAUUGCGAACGAGAUCAGCGAGGAUGAGUUCUGGGAGCAGAUGGAAAAGUUCAAGGAAAAGGACGACCAGCUGGCGGAGAAGGUCGCGGAUUUGGAAAGGCAAAUCGCGGAAAAGGAUGAGAGACUCAACCUCGACAACACCUGUUGUUUGGUCUUGCUCGGCCCGCACAUGAACUUCGAGGGUCUGACGGAGGGGAAAAUGGGCCAGGGCGACUUCGACGCGGACCGCGAAAACUGGUGGGCCACCACCGGCAUGGCCUGCACACUGUGCCGCACACCCAACGGCUACUGGUGCCGCGAGGAAGCCGAGGCGCUCGACUUCGAGGCGCAUGUGUACGAAUACCAUCGCGACCAGUGCGAUUCCUGGGCGACGGCCAUAGAAUGCGAAAAACAUCACAUGAUCUCCUGAAUUCUUGCGUGAGUACUGAGUAGCUCAAGUUUCGAUUUUGAAUAGCAUUUCACCAUGGUACGUAGUAGUAACUACUCUCCACAACUUCUUCCGGAGGCUCUGCUUAAGGACCUUUAACGUUUCGAAUCGUUUAUGAUUAUGUUCGCUGGUCGACCAACACGUAUCCCUUUUGCUUCCUUCAUACGAGAGUGACCAUUCUGAUCAUGUUUUUACUACAAGUGAUGUGAACUAUUCUUUUGGUUUCGCUACCCCUACCCUUCUUAAUAAUCAUAAAAGCUAUGCGAACGCGAUCUGGUCCGUCGUGGACAAACGCGCAGGACUUUCUGACAAGGUGAAAGGCACCAGCCUCCACGAGGAAAGAUGGGGCUGGAGCUUUUCGAAUGUAUCUUGUCUGUGUCUCUACUUUUUCGAAUCCCGCGAUUUACAUUCUCCCUACCGUCGCCGCUUUAAUACGUUUCCGCGACGUGCUAUGCUUUUGCCUUGGACCAUGUACUUAAACUAACACGAAGAAACUGACUUCUUAUGAAAAUUUUCCUCCAGGAGCCUGUGCCCGUUGAGAGCAGAACCUGGCUCCUCGGGCCGAGCAUGAGAAUCGGCCUCUGCCUUUCGUGCAAAUUUCCUCGUCAAUGUCCUCACAACUUUAUCGGUUAUUUCCUUCUUCGGUCUCGUUCAUGAUGUCGGCGUCUUUUCACUGUCUCGGCUAGAAGUCAAUUUCCUAGUCUGGCGGAUGUUCUCAUGUGUGCC
Molecule: messenger RNA, 1530 nt
Organism: Amoebophrya sp. A120
Lineage: Eukaryota; Dinophyceae; Syndiniales; Amoebophryaceae
Source: the annotation of a GenBank genome assembly